Acanthosepion pharaonis is the source of this 516-nucleotide messenger RNA. NCBI's taxonomy places the organism in Eukaryota, Metazoa, Mollusca, Cephalopoda, Sepiida, Sepiidae. The record is from the annotation of a GenBank genome assembly.
AUGUCCAAAUAUGGGGGAGUUCCUCUUCCUUCCUUGGAAUUCUACCUGGGCCUUCUCCUGUCACCUGAUCAAACCCGAUUCCUUCCUGUUUUGUAUGAGCGCUUCUCACCAUCACUGCCCGAGGGGCGUGGAGGGUCCUCAGCCUUCCCUGCAAUUCCACCUGGGCUCUCUCCUCCUUGGUCACUUGACCAAACUCGUCCCCUGAGGGCUAGGCGUGGUCUAGUCCAACGGCCAAAUUUUAAUUAUCGUUCAAAAUUCUUUCUUAUCGUGCUUUUGGUGUGUGGUUGUUUUCGCAUCUGGGUUCGGUCAUUCUUAUCCCAUCGUCAACGCUUUGGUCAACAAGUGGCAAAAAUGGUACAAUCCCUUGAUUUUAGGAAGCUUUAUGGCGUGUCGGCCGACGAAAAUUUUAUCUAUUUUCUGCUGGAAACUUGUCUGCUUCUAAAAGUCAAUCCUCAUCUAUCAGCAGAAUUCGCAUCCUGGGGUCUGUCUUUUCUCCUUCGCUUACAAUGGUCGUAA